Messenger RNA from Colletotrichum costaricense, 504 nucleotides. RefSeq names its product redoxin. Gene Ontology annotation, molecular function: thioredoxin peroxidase activity. The transcript is spliced from 3 exons. Gene Ontology annotation, cellular component: peroxisome; mitochondrion; cytoplasm. Gene Ontology annotation, biological process: cellular response to oxidative stress; hydrogen peroxide catabolic process; cell redox homeostasis. NCBI's taxonomy places the organism in Eukaryota, Fungi, Ascomycota, Sordariomycetes, Glomerellales, Glomerellaceae. The coding region runs from base 1 to 504 and encodes 167 amino acids. The record is from RefSeq and is a predicted model, not a curated record.
AUGUCUGGUCUCAAGGUCGGCGAGCAGUUCCCCGAGGGCGUUGCCUUCCAGUACAUCCCCCACCAGGAGGAGACUGCCGACUUCAAGGUCUGCGGUAUCCCCAUCAAGUACGACACCGCCAAGGAGUUCAAGGACAAGAAGGUCGUCAUCGUCUCCAUCCCCGGUGCCUUCACUCCCACCUGCUCCGCCUCCCACCUGCCCGGCUACAUUGAGCACAAGGACGAGCUCAAGGCCAAGGGCGUCGACCAGGUCAUCUUCCUCGCCUACAACGACCCCUUUGUCAUGUCCGGCUGGGGCAAGGCCAACAACAUCAAGGACGACUUCAUUGUCUUCGCCUCCGACGCUAACGCCGCCUUCUCCACCUCCAUCGGCUGGAACCACGGCGAGCGCACCGCCCGCUACGCCAUCGUCAUCGACCACGGCAAGGUCGUCUACGCCGAGAAGGAGACUGAGCUCCAGGGUCUCGAGGUCUCUGGCGCCGAGCCCGUUCUCAAGGCUCUGUAA